GUGGAGCUCAAAGUUGACGUAAACACAACCCUAGUUAGUCAAUGUAAAUCCAUAUCUGAAAGAAUGUUACGGUAGCACGGUUAAGUGCAUUUUUUUUAUUCACAAAAUGCGAUGUUAUCUUCAUGCACUUCUACUGUGCAUGGUCUUUGCUGUCUUUUCGGUGCUGUAUGUUUUUAAUCAACUACCGGUAGCCUCGUCUUUUGAGUCGCAAUACGAAGACGGAUGGACCGACAGAAGAACAAAAAAAUCCAGUGGCAGGCAACCCCAAUUUGGGGCCCAAGACACUAGGCACAUAGUCAGGAAUGGUGAAGGAGUGCCAAGCCUUUUUGCCCACCAAGAACAUGACAGGACCAGAACUACAAAUGCCUGUCUCAAGCUUCACAUCACUCACCAGGGCUAUGAUGAUCUGGACGAGACUGACAAAUCGAGGCAAAGGGAGAAGCCAGCCUCCGCCAGCAUCCAGGAGGCCACUAAAGAUGAGCGGCUCCAUCUGGCUGUAGUGGCCUGUGGUCCCAGACUAGAGGAGACUCUCACCAUGUUAAAGUCUGCGCUCCUCUUCAGCGCCAAACUGCUACACUUUCACAUUUUCGCAGAGGACCAUCUGCAUGGCAGCUUUGGAGAGUCUCUGGACUUGUGGCCCAGUGACUUCCAGACCAGGUUUAACUACACCAUGUACCCCAUCACCUUCCCCAGUGAGAACGCCAAGGAGUGGAAGAAACUCUUCAAACCCUGUGCUUCUCAAAGGCUCUUCCUUCCGUUGAUCCUAAAAGACGUAGACUCUCUGCUGUACGUGGACACCGAUAUCUUGUUCCUUCAGCCUGUAGAGGAGAUCUGGUCCCUGCUCUCCCUCUUCAACUCCACCCAUCUGGCAGCCAUGGCCCCUGAGCAUGAGGAGCCACGCAUCGCCUGGUACAACCGCUUCGCACGUCACCCUUACUAUGGAAAGACCGGGGUCAACUCUGGCGUCAUGCUCAUGAACAUGACCCGGAUAAGAGAGAAAUACUUCAAGAAUGACAUGACGUCAGUCCCCCUCAAAUGGGUGGAGCUGCUGAUGCCACUUCUCCAGAAAUAUAAACUCAACAUCACCUGGGGAGACCAGGACCUGCUCAACAUCAUAUUCCAUCAUAACCCAGAGAGCCUGUAUGUGUUCCCGUGCCAAUGGAACUACCGUCCAGACCACUGUAUCUACGGCAGCAACUGUCUCGAGGCCGAACAAGAGGGCGUCUUCAUUCUCCACGGAAAUCGAGGUGUUUACCAUGACGACAAGCAGCCAGCGUUCCGGGCCGUCUAUGAAGCCAUCCAGAAGUACACAUUUGGGGACAACCUAGUCCAGUCCCUACUCCUCCCCCUGGAGGCAAAUCUUCAGGAGACCAAACACACCUACUGUGGAAGAGCCAGUCACAUGUUUACUAAGAGGUUAAAACGGAGCAUCAGCAUACUUCAACAGGAAACCAUAGAGGGAAGGUGACGUAUACCACUAGACUACCACUCUCCUACUACCAUCGAUGGCUGACUGACACUCUGUGGCACACCUCGAAACUAUGCCCCCAGGAGUACAGGGAAGAGCAUGCAUUACUGGCAUGUGUAUAUGAUCCCAGGCGGGAUUUAGCCCACGCUCUUUCCUCAACCGUCUAUGCCCAAAGUUAGAUGAAUCCGUCUUCUGUUUACAAACGGGCAACAGCUACCGGCGCGUCGACACUGCUCCAAAGACAAUUUCGAGGGGAAGAUGAUCAGUGUAACACCGUGUCUGUUUUCCUGUGGAGCUGUUGUUCCUCAAAAAACUUUGUCCCGUGAACGUGAUAAUCAUCAGGUUAGGUAACUGCAGUCAAAACGUGUGGGAAAGCGCUGAAAUUAAAUCUCUUUGCCCUCUACAGAAUUGGACAUUUCUAUCAUCUGAGUGCAAAAAUGGUACACUUCACAAUCGGGUUGCUGUAUGUUUUUCACCUGUGAUGAGAAUGUCAGUCUGACGAUCGCAUUGCAAUCCUCAGAAGUAUUCAAGGAAGAGAACCCAUCACGGUUCUUUAUAUGCCCCGCAUGAUCCAAAAGUAUAUAUUUUAUUUAAAGUAUAUGUUAAUGUUAUAUCAAUUAGAUUUAAAUGUUAGAAUUAAAUUGAAAUUAUACACCUGCAGUGUCAUGAAGAAUGACAACACACCGGUUAAAGUUUGUCAUAACUAUUCCAUGAAUGCAGUUUCAUUGGUACAAAACUUGAUUGUAAACAAAUGCUAAAGGGAAGUAUUUUGAGGUUUAGAAUCUGAGGAUAUCAAUAUUGGUGUUAUACAGUGCAUUCGGAAAGUAUUCAGACACCUUGACCUUUUUCACAUUUUGUUACGUUACAACCUUAUUCUAAAAUGGAUUCAAUUGUUUUUUUCCUCCCUCAUCAAUCUACACACAAUACCCCAUAAUGAGAGAGCAGGUUUUUAGGUUUUUGGGGGGCAAAUUUAUAAAAUAAAUCUAACUGAAAUCACAUUUACAUAAGUAUUGAAGCCCUUUAUUCAGUAGUUUCUUGAAACACCU
Molecule: messenger RNA, 2514 nt
Organism: Oncorhynchus mykiss (rainbow trout)
Lineage: Eukaryota; Metazoa; Chordata; Actinopteri; Salmoniformes; Salmonidae
Product: glucoside xylosyltransferase 1
Biological process (GO): protein O-linked glycosylation via N-acetylgalactosamine
Molecular function (GO): UDP-xylosyltransferase activity
Source: RefSeq, a predicted model, not a curated record